AUGGCGAAAGCCGGCCUGAUCGCGCGCCACGCCGAUUCGGACGAUGGCCGCGCGACGCGGUUGUACCUCACCGAUGAAGGCCACGCCGCGCUCAAGCCUGUGCGACGGGUUCUCCGACGACGAACUCGAUGUCGUCGCGCGAUGGCUGCAUGCGCUGCAGGAGCGGUUUCCGGCGGAGCGCUGAGCAGCACGAUCCCGCAUCGCCGCCGGCGCUCAACGGCCCCAUCGAAAGCGAUUCCGAUUCGCAUUUUCGAUUCGAUUUUCAUGCCGUCUCGACGGCAUUUUUUGCGCGUCCGCCGCCCUCUUCCGGCAACGCUUUCCGGCUACGCACUGUUACAAAAAACUGCCUGCCGGGCGGCAUUCGAAUCGCCUACAUUGCAAUCCACCUCGACACAUUCGUCGCCUGCCCGGGCAAGGCUUCCCGUCCGGCCGACAUCGCAGUCACGCCCGACAAUCAAUGAAAAUGAAAAGGAGUCUUAA
Messenger RNA from Entamoeba dispar SAW760, 480 nucleotides. RefSeq lists its product as uncharacterized. The transcript has 2 exons. Bases 1 to 480 code for a protein of 159 amino acids. Lineage: Eukaryota; Evosea; Mastigamoebida; Endamoebidae. The record is from RefSeq and is a predicted model, not a curated record.